AUAAUUGAUGUAUGUGUUGAACGGAUCCUCCAUACGAUAAACAACUAAAAUUUGAUGUGCCUACAAUUCUGAAACGGCGAUUGUCCUACGACUAUAAUAUGAUAAACGUUUUUAACAAGCAAUUAAAGUUUCCAUCCAAAUUCACUGUUAUGCAUCUCAUUGAUGGUUAUAUCGGUUCCAAACAAAAAUCAACAAUAUUUGUUAGGGAAAGAGCUUUGUGUGUUGGAUCGACUUUUAUUCAAUAUUUUAAUUCACGAAUACAGACGCUGCUAUAUGCGAAAGAACGUAAUAAUGAAGUGCACAAUAAAGCUGUUGCUCUGUUAUCAGAAAAAAUAAGACUUGACAGUUUACAAUUCAAAUAUAAAAACAUUUAUUCGGAAGACUUGUGGUGUACAGUUUAUGGACCCAUUUAUUUACUAAGGCUAUGUGUUAAUUUGAAAAAAUUUCUAAGACCAAAGUUUGUGACCGAAGACAACCAGCUCUCUUCCAUUGCUGAUAGCAUAAAUGAUUUUUUCAAGUACCUAGAACAGCAACAUUCCAAAUAUUUUGCCAACGAUGACUACGAACCUGCAACUGAUACGAGCGAGACAGAAGUAUCGUUAACAUAAUCUAUUUUUCACAUCACUAAAAAUUCAUCCUCUCAAUUCUUAGUUUUCUUCCUAUUUUGAUAUAAACUAAAUUAUUUGAGCAGUGAAGUAUAAUUUUAUGUAUUUUAUAAUGUGUUCAGAAUUUAUAUUUGAAUUUUUUUCUACGUCAUCCAUCGCACAUUCAACUUUUUUCCUCUUUUUAUUUUUUGACUUAUCAAUUUUUUUUU
Molecule: messenger RNA, 814 nt
Organism: Adelges cooleyi (spruce gall adelgid)
Lineage: Eukaryota; Metazoa; Arthropoda; Insecta; Hemiptera; Adelgidae
Exons: 7
Coding region: 99-608 (169 amino acids)
Biological process (GO): chromatin organization; regulation of DNA-templated transcription
Cellular component (GO): histone acetyltransferase complex; nucleus
Source: RefSeq, a predicted model, not a curated record